GGUAAUUAAUCUCUACGCCUCUCUCUCCGCAAUUACUCCUUGAGAGCAUCUCUCUCUAUAAUAUUGAGUAUUGCUGACUUGAGCGUCGGAGUGUUUUUCCCGAGGAAACAAUCUCGGGAUUUUCAGGUGUAGAAGCAGCUGAAGACUUCAACAGUGUUGGAUUGUGAAGCUGCCCAAACAUUUGGCGCCGUCUGUGGGAACUCGAACAAGAAGUUGUGUGACUUAACCUGCUGAAAGACAAAAUGGUCCAUACCUUUACAGGAGGCCGCCCUCCAAGAAAUGAAAUGGACGAACAGGACGACACUCACGUAUCUGAACCCGGCUUGAAUGACUUUAGGCCAAUGCCAAGAAAUCUUUUUGUAGGGGGAGCCGAACAGGAUCACCUAAGUGAAACAGAUGAUGAUGAAAGAACGCCAACGGGGUAUGCAACCCAGCCUGAACAGUUCCAAGUUCCAACAGGGACAAGGUCAAGACCUUCUAGACCAUACAAUUCACAGCGUGAACGACCUGAAAGGUCAACAGAACCUGCUCGGACAACCGAGCUCGAAGAGAGAACCAGAAUCCUGGAAAUGGCAAUGGGUAAAAUCCUUGCCCGCCUGAUUCCGGAUGACCCCCUGAUUCCUCUGUUAAACAGGGAUGCACAACUAGCUACGAUGGUUGCAACUCGAAACUCCCCUGCUCUAAGCAACGUAGUGGUGCUGACCAGGCCAAGGGGAAGUGGGAAGUUGAAUAACGAACCCAGCUCAUCCAAACAUAGUGAAGAAUUGAUGAGAAAAAACGCAGACCUUGAAAGGCAGUUGCGGGACGUACAGAAGUCCAUUGACGAGCUGAAAAGUCCUAGGUCGCACCAACAAACCCUUGAUUUGGAUAAUGCUCCAUUGAACUUAUCCAUCACAGCAGAACCAUAUCAAGAGGGAUUCAAGAUUCCCCACCUAGAGACAUAUGAUGGCUCGGGUGACCCAGAUGAACAUUUGCAUACCUAUCAAGCCAUCAUGAGGAUUCAAAAUGCCAAUGAUGCCAUGAUGUGCAAAGUGUUCCCAGCGACACUGAAAUCAACAGCCAGAAGAUGGUAUCACAAACUCCCCAGACAUUCUAUAGACUCAUACUCUCAGCUCGCCAAGCUAUUCUCCAACAAAUUCGCGAGCCAGAGAGAGAUCAAACGCACAGCCACCGAGCUGAUGCAAGUUAAUCAAAGGGAAGGGGAAUCUUUGAGAGACUACAUGCAGCGAUUCAACAAAGCCACCCUGGACAUUGACAACGUCCCAGACACCAUCUGUCUGUCUGCAUUGUUGCAUGGGUUGAAGCGUGGUCGGUUUCUAGACGACCUGCUAGAGAACCCACCCAGGACUUGGAAUGAAGUGAAUGACAGGUCGGCUAGCUUCAUAUUAUCAGAAGACUUCCAGUCGUCCAAGCGGCGAGCUGACGAUAAGCAAAGCAAAAGCCAGGAACAGCCACCGAGAAGGGAAGAAAAGAAGAAACAGAAAGUUGGCGAGCAGUGGGGGAAGCCCGCUGACUUCCCAAAGUAUGCCAACUACAUUCCUUUAACCCUGCCAAGGUCUCAAAUCCUUGCGCAAAUCCAGCACUGGGUUAGGAGACCUCCGCCUCCAUUGCAUGAUUCCCCAAGAGCAGAUAAGAGCAAACAUUGUGACUACCAUCGUGUGUAUGGCCACAAUACCGAAGACUGCCAACACUUGAAGGACGAGCUGGAGUUUCUGGCUCGCAAUGGAAAGCUAGAAGGAUAUGUUCAGAAGCCCCACGCCCAGCAACCCACUCAAACUCAUUUUGUACAGGGUUAUGACCGACCUCAAGGGCAGAGGUACCAGCUCGGCGGGGCGCAGAAUGUAUAUCAGGAUAGCCAGUAUCCUCCUGAUCAGGGGAGAGCAUACAGAGGGCGUCCGUUCAACAGGAGAGGACAGGUACAGAGAGCUGUUGCCCAGAACCAAAAAGAUAAGAAAGGGGUAGGCUAUGCUGGGAUACCCCCGCCCUCGGGUACAAUAAACAUGAUAUCAGGUGGUGUUCACUCUAGGGGCCAAAACGCCCGAGCUCGCAAGGCAUACGCCCGACAGGUGAUGACUGUCAACAAAAAUAGACCCUUGAAGCAGCCAUUUGAGGAAGCAGAAUGGGAGAAUACACCUAUCACAUUCAGCCCGGCAGAUUACAAGCGAGCAGAAGGAGAGCUUGACAUUAUGAUGCCCCAUGCCGAUCCCUUUGUGGCAACAGUUCAUAUAAGCAAUCAUAAUGUCAAUAAGGUGUUUAUUGACACUGGCAGUUCGCUAGAUAUCCUGUAUUGGAGUUGCUUCCAGAAGAUGCAGCUAAAUCCGAGCUCGCUGCAGAAGCACGAAGGGCCAAUAUACGGGUUUGAUAACCAGCCCAUCCCGGUCGAGGGAGUUAUCACUCUUCCUAUAUAUGUGGGCUCAGAACCACGCUUCAGGAUGGCUUCCGUCACCUUCCUGUGGGAUUUUCGUCUACCAUUGGUAAAAAGCAUAAAUGUUAGCGGCCACAAAUAUGGCCUUGUAUAUGCUGGUGUGGGUUGGGUUAUUUGGAGGAACAAAGAGGACUUACCUGAGGAGCUUGUCUUUCACAUCAACUACCUUGGCUCUGAUCAGCCUACAUUUACCCUCAACUUCUCCAAAGGCUCUAGUCAAAUAAUUGCUCAGUACUAUCAGUUUAUUCGCCUUGGCUUCAAGGGCUACAAGAACAUCAUUGGAAACUGCAUGGAGAAUGCAAGAGUGUUGAGAGAAGGACUAGAGAAAACAGGGCGUUUUGACAUCCUUUCCAAGGAGGUAGGAGUGCCGCUUGUGGCAUUUGCUCUUAAAGACAGCACCAAAUACACUGUGUUUCAGAUAGCUGACAAUUUAAGGAGGUUUGGUUGGAUCAUCCCAGCUUACACCAUGGCCCCGGAUGCCCAACACAUUGCUGUCCUUCGCAUUGUGAUCAGGGAGGAUUUUAGCCGAGCCCUGGCGGAAAGAUUGAUCUCACAUGUUGAAGAAGUUUUGAAGGAAAUGGACACACUCGCUGCCAAAACUGCCGAAACAACAGCUACUGUUGAUGCAGCACAGAGGGGGAAGCCUGCUAAAAAGAGUGAGAGAGAGAUUCAAGAGGAGGUCACCCAAUACUGGAAGCGUUUUGUGGAUCGAAGAAGAACUGGAGUCUGCUGAGAGACUUCUGAAAUCCAUCUUCUUCAUAACAUUGUGAGUGAACAUUAGUGCUGUAUGCGUGAUUAUAUAUAUUAUGUGUUCUUGGUGUGCUAGCUGAAUGAGUGUAAUAACUCUUAAUGACCAUCAUAUAUAUGUAAGUAGAACAGAACGUUUAUAUUAGUUCU
Messenger RNA from Rubroshorea leprosula, 3322 nucleotides. The record is from the annotation of a GenBank genome assembly. Lineage: Eukaryota; Viridiplantae; Streptophyta; Magnoliopsida; Malvales; Dipterocarpaceae.